Myripristis murdjan (pinecone soldierfish) is the source of this 3121-nucleotide messenger RNA. RefSeq names its product rhomboid-related protein 4-like. The record is from RefSeq and is a predicted model, not a curated record. Lineage: Eukaryota; Metazoa; Chordata; Actinopteri; Holocentriformes; Holocentridae. The transcript is spliced from 9 exons. The coding region runs from base 133 to 1221 and encodes 362 amino acids. Gene Ontology annotation, molecular function: serine-type endopeptidase activity. Gene Ontology annotation, cellular component: membrane.
CCUUGUUGUGAGCGGAGCUGCCUUCGCUGCGGCUCUGGAGAACCGGCCUCCUGGACUCGGCAACAUGAGCGGGUCUCCUCCGGGGCAGUCGCGGAGCUGAGGGAGCCGCGGGUCGCUUUACUUCUGUUCGGCAUGGAGGCUGGUUUCAGUACACGGCUGCGACAGUGGGGCUGUCGACUGGGCCUGCUGCUGCUGGCCUCCCAGCUCUUCCAGGUGGGUCUGGACAGCAUCCCCCCCGUCACCCUGGCCGUCCUGGGACUCAUCAUCUACCUCCACCUGUUCCCUGCAGCUCCACUGAUGCAGGCCAGUAUGAGCGUCGAGCAGGUGUACUGGCAUGGAGAUUGGCUCCGCCUCCUCCUCUCCCCGCUGCACCAUUUAAAUGACUGGCACCUGUACUUCAACAUGGUUUCCUUCCUGGGGUCAGGAGUCAAUCUGGAGCGGCGGCUGGGCGGGGCCUGGCUCCUCUACCUGCUGUCAGUCUUCACUGUGCUCACUGGAUUGGUCUAUCUGGUGCUGGAGGCGGGGCUUACAAAAAUCACCAGGGACCAGUCGUACAGCAGGCGGAGUGUUGUUGGUUUCUCAGGCGUCCUGUUUGCUCUGACGGUGCUUACUGACCAUUACCACCCAGGAGGCGUGACCUCUGUGAUGGGCAUCCAUGUGUCCAAUCGCUACGCCAUCUGGGUGGAGCUGGUGCUGAUCCAGCUGAUAGUACCUAGGGCGUCCUUCAUCGGCCACCUUGCUGGUAUCCUGGUGGGUCUGCUCUACACCACUGGACCCCUGAGGAAGAUCAUGAAGGCAUUUGCAGGGUUUAUGACAUUUAACGAAUAUUACUCACAGCCAAGCACGGACUUCUACUCCUCAGUGUGUGUGUGUGUGUGCAUGCUUGGCUGCAUGUUUGUAGGCUAUAGAGGCUUCCACUUCCACUUCUCAGAGGAGGAGGAGGUGAAUCGUGAGGAGAUCAGGAGGAGGAGGCUGAUGAGGUUUGACCGCAAAAUUCCACAUGAGCAGAGAUACAGCCGGAGGACUUCAGUUCAAGAAGGAGCUGUGCUACAUGAAAAUAAUCUCCUCCAUCGCGCAGAAGACAAGCAACAGCUGCAAAAAGAGAGACUGAACUCCAAGGACAAGCCCGUGGCAGCGUCCAGCAGCCAUCCCUGCCCUCACUGCACCAAAAUAUGUGGCUCUCGCAUUGGCCUUUACAGCCACCUGAGGACCCACCGCUAGAUAACCCCUGAUGAGGACAUCUCACUCACCUGGAGUUCCUGAUGCUAUUGUAACCUGGUCCAGCAGUCAACCUGGGCUCCCCCCUGCUGGUGCUGUGUCCUCCUUCAGUUCAGAGGAUGUAAAACCACCGGCCACCCGGGAGGAACUCACCACAACACAACAAGGUGACACCCUUUCAAAACGUCACUAUUCCUGGCCAGGAAGAAGCCAAGAAGAAGAAAAUGGCCUACAUUCUUGAUGAUGGCCUGUUGAUGCGUUGCUGGGCUAGUAAUGUCUCAGAGGAUGUGGGUGGGAAUGAGACUUAGCAGGUUGUUGUGCCUACAGCCUACCGAUCCCAGGUGUUAUCCUUAGCCCAUGACCAUCCAUGGUCAGGGUAUAUGGGAAUCACAAAAACCUUUAACAGGGUCCUCAAGCAUUUCUUUUGGCCAGGACUCAAACCUGAUGUGGUUCAGUAUUGUCUUGCCUGCCAUGUGGGUCAGGUCUCUGGCAAACCAAAUCAAGUGAUUCCCCCUGCUCUUUGCUCCAUCAUUCCGGUGAUGGGUGAGCCAUUUGAGAGGGUGAUCGUUGACUGUGUAGGACCACUACCAAAAACUAGAGCUGGGAAUCAGUUUUUACUAACAAUUACGUGUGCUUCUGCUACAUUUCCAGAAGCCAUCCCGCUACGAAAAGUCACAGCUUAAGUCAUCACCAAAGCUCUGGUAAAGUUCAGUUUUUGGUCUGCUGAAAGUGGUUCAAACUGAUCAAGGCACAAUUUUCAACUCUAAGGUGUUUGCCCAUGUACUCAAAACACCAGGAAUUAGCCAUGUAACAUCCAUCCCCUACCGUCUGGAAACCCAGGGAGCUCUAGAAAGUUCCCAGCUCAUUUCAGCCUGGUGAAGAAGUUUUGCUGCUUUUGCCUCUACCUGGUUCUACUCUCUCUACUAAAUUUUCCGGUUCGCAUGUUGUUGAAAAGAAACCCAGUGAAACCAGGUAUGUCAUCCUAACUCGAGAUGGCAGGCGACGGACCGGGGUAUGUCAUGUCAACAUGAUGAAGAUAUAUCACUCCAGAGAGGAUCGUAACGAGUCACAUUCAGCCCACAGUGUGAAAACUGCUGUCUCACCUGUGGCUUCUGGGUCAAAGGUGAGCACUACUAGUGAUGGUGAUGAUGCUUUGGUGAUGUGUAAUGCUGUCGUCCCAGUCCCUAAAUCCAGCCGCCCCAUGACACUGAAUGAUUUUAGAUCGGUGGCUUUGACUUCAGUCAUUAUGAAAAUCUUUGGAAAACUGGUACGUUUGGAAAUUUUGAAAGAUAAAGAGAGUGGAAUGGAUCGAUUGCAGUUUGCCUAUAGUCCCAAAAGAGGAGUGGAGGAUGCUACACUCUGCUCAACCUGCUUUUUUAACACCUGGAAGGGAGUGGGUGUCAUGUGGGAGUGGGAGCACUUUUAAAAAUAGUUUUUUUUUUUUAAAGUAUGCUGAUGAUUCUGUGAUUGUUAGCCUGCUUCAGGAAAACGAAAACAAUCAUGGCCCUGUCACUGACAACUUAAAAAAUGUGAGGAUUCACCUUCAGCUCAACAUUUCUAAAACUAAAGACAUGGCCAUUGAUUUCAGGAGGAAUGGAAUAUCUUGGGACCAUCAUUGACUCUACACUGAAUUUCAAAGAAGACUGUGUAGCUGUGAGCAGGAAGGGACACCAGCGUUUGUUUUGUCUGCGGAAGUUGUCCCGUUUCACAUUGAUAGGACCAUGAUGAGACUUUUAUCAUGCUUUUACUGAGACUGUUUUAGCUUUUUCACUGGUGUCAUGGUUCAGAAAUCUGCCCUUAACAGGUUUUAUAUUGGUAAUUUUAGUGAUCUUUUAUUUUAUCUUACUCUGCUGAUCAGUGAGCCUUGUGAGUACUCGUCCAUGUCUCUGUUAUGUGUUGUUUU